GGUCGUUCGUGUUUCGCUUCUUCGGGUUUUUUUUUAUUUUCCAUGCACAUGAAACUCCUUUCCUGGCCUCUCUCAAUCCGUCGUCAUUGAAUGCUAAACUUUGCAUGAAUUCGGUUCGCGGUUGUCCAGAAGCAACAUUAGAAGUGCAGUGUAUCACUAAAGUGGUUCUCUAGUUCUGGCACGAUAGCAAAAGAACGGUCGAAACGUGAAAGGGAACGGCGGAAGUAAAUUUCCGAAUUAUUCCGCUGGUUGAAAAUUCGCCCUGUUUGGGAAAAGGACGGCAGCCAAAAAUGUCCUAUAAUAUUUUGGGUUAGCAGCAGUGAAUUCCUAUUGUGAAGCGAAGAGGGCAAGUGGCCAAUUUUUGGCUCGGUGGUGAUCCGCCCCUCUUAUUGAAGUGAGGGCAAAAUAUUGAUUGCGAUUAAUUGUGCUCGAUUGAAGUGCUGCAAAUGCAAAUCUCUUGCUAGUGACCAACCGGAGGAAUUCCUAUGCAGCCGAAGAAUCGUGGUGGAAGUGUUUUUCUCUGAAAGUGUGGCAUAGGCGAAAGAAAGGGGGAAGACUAGGAAGCGCUACCAGAAGAGAAGACAAAAUCAUUAUUUUCGAUAACGGAACUUCCGUCAUCGUCGUUCAGGUUCCCGUGCACUAGUGGUGGCCAAUUCCACCAGAAAACUUGUAGCAUUAAUCAUCAGAUUCCGCACCAACCAAGCGAAAGAGGAAGGAACUUUUAUGAUCAGCACUGGUGCCCACACCAUGCUUUUCGAGGAUCUCACAUAAGUGCACCGAUCGAAGGAAAAUGCAUGCAUUCCGAGUACGCCCUGGGGUACUAGUGUCCCCAUAGACUGGAGUGUAACAAUCGUCAACUUGGAACCAAACGAACAAACGAAGCCGAAGCCGACCAAUCCGACAACAACGAUCCUGUUUGAGAUUAGAUUUCACCGCGAGGGAAAGAAAAUCAGUAAAUCGUAAACAUAGAGCAACGCAUAAGUAUAAGCAAAGAAAAAAAAAAGUUUACCAGUGAGAUUCCAAAUAGUUUAGUAGUGCGCCGCGCCGCGUAAGAUAAGCGUCAAAACACCCAAGAGCUCAAGUCCUAGUCUAGUCAGUUGUUUGUGUGGUGAUCUAUAUUUUUUUUCGUAAGUAAAUCGCUGUGAUAUCCACGACAGAAAUCCAUACUCCAAAUCAGCUGCUCUCUAUCUAUCAGCAGUUCCCCAUUUCUGGAAGUAAUUCCCCAACGUUUGGCUCUCGCGCAUCAACGGCCACGUUCUCCUUGAGGUUGUGUUGGUGUGAAUCUAUAUCUAGAGCUUCAGAGAAGCCUGGUGGCCGCCCUGUUUGAGUUUUCCGGCGUUCGAAACUGUCAAGUGUUUAUACCUGGCUCGCAUGUUCCAUCCAAUCUCCGAGCUCCACUGAAGGAACCGAGCUGAGCUGUGCUGAGCUGAGAGGAAGUGAAACAAUCCGGCGAGUAUCAGCAUUUUUUGGCUGUUUACCGAUAGAAGCGAAUGCAAACUGGACGCGCACGGUUCGAUAUAUUGCCGAUGAAAUAGAAGAAAAAUAAUCAUCAUCGAGCAACAGAUAGUGAGACGACGAGCAAGGCAAAACAGAAGAGCGAUUUGGUUGGUUAUCAGGCCCCGUUUCGGUGCUCUGGUUUCAUAUUUGGUGUUGUUUCAAAAUCGAUUUGUGAGAUCAAGUGUGGUUCCCCCAAAGGGAUAAAAGUUGAUCAAGUUCGAAUCAAUCGUGGUGUAAUCGCAACCGAAACUCCUACGACCCGUUUACCGUUCAGUAUCCCACAGUGUACCUCGUGACGCGCGAGGGCAACGGAAAGUAUUAUAGGAAGGAACCCGAAGUGCAAUUUAACGACUCGGUGCGAAACGAAGCCAAGCGAAUCCCAAUCCAUCAUGCCGGUGAAUGCCAUCGGAACCGAUCAGCUGAGCGGUAUCGAGGAAGAAUCGGACAUUUAUGAAGCGUUCGCACCACACGUGGACACAGCCAACAUCUCGGUGUUGACCGACACCCCUCCAGGGAAGAAACCAAAUCUAAAAACAUUUCAAGAUGUGCAAUCACUCAUACAGCAAGGUAAGAAACGCGAAGCCAAACUAGUGCUAAGGGAAAAUUCGUGGCCCACCAACUCGCCGAUCAGGUCGCAGCUAUGGCCGGCACUCUGCACGCAGCACCACGUCGGCAAAACGAUGCUGGAUGGCUUCUACUGGGAUAUGGUGAAUCAGGUCUUUGGCACAACGGAACUGCCCGAGAAACCGAUCAUGCUGCCGCCCUUCGUCGACUCCACCCACUGUUUGCCGUACCACCUGACGCGGAAAGGCCGGGCGGUGGCGGAUCGGGUCGUCAGCGUUCUCGGCUACGCGUGCCCCGACAUCACCUACAGUCCCACGCUGUAUCCCAUUACUGCGAUCCUGCUGCACUUCAUGUCCGAAGAAGAAUGCUACCACUGUAUGGCGAGUCUGGUGGCACCUAAGGAUAAAGUGUUUAUCACGCAGACAAAAUUACUUUACGAAGUCACCUGGAAGACUGUGAUGCAAAUUGCCAAAAAACAUGCGAAAUCCGCAGUACUGUAUUUAUCGAGAUUAUGCCCCGGCCAGAAAUCGGAGCGCAUCUUCAUGGACUGGUGUUGGUGGAUCCUCGGCGGGCUUCCGUUUCCGCACCUGGUGCGGGUGAUGGACUGCUUCUUCCACGAAGGCAUCAAGGUGUUCUACCGGGUUGCCCUCGCCAUCCUCAUUCUCUUUCACAAACACUCGACCGCCACCAACUCCGAGUGGGACGCCGACACGAUCAAGAAUGACAUCGACAAUGCGCUACCAAAGUUCUGCAAAAACAUCCCGGUCUCGCCGGCCAAGCUCCUGCGGACGGCUUUUAGUAUAAGAGCACUUAGUUCAACCUACAUAUCUAGGAUUUUUCUAAAGACUGAAAUGGUACUAAAGAGUAAGUCAGUUCUUAGUGGUUCGAAGCAGAUGGUAAGAUCACGUUCUAGCGAUAAUUUACCAACGAGUCAAUCCCAAGUCAACGUACAAAUGAUGUCACAUACACUAACCAUUAGAGAGGGGGCGCACUCACCGGAUGUGAGAGUUUUAUCGAUGGGAGUUUUCCCAACCCAAGCAAUAAAGAGUAAAGUUUGUGAUCAGGAUGACCUUUUUACGCUUUGGUCCUGGCUGCCAGUUAGAAUAACAAUGUACCAGCCCGUACUGCUCUACACAACGGAGGAGCACGGAUGCUCACUGACGACAUUCUACGUACGAGUGGAGCAGCAUGAACCCACGCUAUUGAUGAUCAAAACCUGCAAUAAUGAGGUGUUCGGUGCCUAUUGUUCAUCGCGGUGGUUCGAGCGUAACCUCAAGGACGACCGUGGCCAGCGGCAGGCGUACUUUGGCACCGGCGAAACGUUCCUGUUCUCUCUCUAUCCGGAGCGCGCAAAAUAUCCCUGGGUCGGAAUCGAGGGCGAUAAGGGUCUGGGCCACGCAUCGGAACUGUUCAUGGCCGCCGACUCCAAGAUGAUCACGAUCGGGGGAGGUGAGGGACAAGCAAUCUGGAUGGACGAGAACAUUCGCUUCGGCAAAACGGACCGCUGCCAAACGUUCAACAACCCGCCGCUAUGCGCCUCCGGUGAUUUCGAAAUACGAGUGCUCGAAGUGUACGGUUUCGUAGAAUGUGAAUAACGUUUGUUGAGAGUAAAUAGUUAAACGGGAGAAGAGACGCAUAUAAACUAAACAAAACCUAGACGUGUACGGUAGAUAAACUACUCUCUAGGGGAUAAUUAUUUUGUUUCGUUUUUUGAAAUGAGAUGAGAGCAAGUCGUGCAGCAUCGUUUGUGAGUUAUAAGGUAACCAAAACAACGCUUCAACAGGAAAAAAAUGCGGAUCGCUCUAAUUUGUAGGGACAA
This is a messenger RNA of Aedes aegypti (yellow fever mosquito), 3880 nucleotides long. It is a transcript of the gene sky, whose product is annotated as TBC1 domain family member 24. The record is from RefSeq and is a predicted model, not a curated record. The transcript is spliced from 12 exons. Bases 1887 to 3656 code for a protein of 589 amino acids. NCBI's taxonomy places the organism in Eukaryota, Metazoa, Arthropoda, Insecta, Diptera, Culicidae.